AUGGUGGGAGUGGGAGGUUGGCGCUAUUUGGCACUCACGAGACAUCUUCCUUGGCAGCUGCAGAGAAGAGAAGAGGAGUCCAUCCGUCAAUUUCUUUCUUUCUCGUGCUUCGACUGCCAACUCAUUCGGCUUAUGGCUUCUGUGGAUCUGUGCAAAGACUCAAUGAAAGAUGCUAUUACUCCAAAUCUGAAAGCUGACACCGAUUGUGCGGUUCCUAUAACUCCCGAGGCUCUCACCGAGAAUGGGGAUUUCCAAUCCCAAUCCCCUCUCACACUCUCAGUGGUCAGGAAACAACUCAAACGUGCGGGCAUUCAUUGCGAUUCUGACCGCCGUGGUGGCUGUGUUGACAAUAAUAAUGACAAUGACAAUGGUAGUAUUGGUAGCCCUCGAACUCCUAAGGAUGGUGUUUUUGACCCCUUUGCACCUGGUCCUGAUAGCAUGGCGCGGGCACCCAACAGUAACAAGUAUCUUGACGACUUGAGGAACACCGUCGCCCGCAGACUUGAUUUUCAUCCAUCCUUUGAUGAUGCUCGGGCAGAUACUGAUACUCUUUCAGACGAGGACAUGGUUGAGUCAGUGUAUGAGAGUCUUUUGCAAGUUAUUGUUUCCAAGCAGGCUGAGGGGGUUCUCGCUCAACUGUCAGACGAUUGUGAAACACCUCCUUCUGCGCCCUGUAUCAUUGGAAUUGCUGAUACAUGUCCUGGUGCACCUAUGAAACCAGCGGCUCCUCCUAGGAACAUUGAUCUGAGGUUAUGCAAGAAGCUUGAAUUCUGA
Molecule: messenger RNA, 774 nt
Organism: Sphenostylis stenocarpa
Lineage: Eukaryota; Viridiplantae; Streptophyta; Magnoliopsida; Fabales; Fabaceae
Source: the annotation of a GenBank genome assembly